Molecule: messenger RNA, 2268 nt
Organism: Penicillium pulvis
Lineage: Eukaryota; Fungi; Ascomycota; Eurotiomycetes; Eurotiales; Aspergillaceae
Exons: 1
Coding region: 1-2268 (755 amino acids)
Source: RefSeq, a predicted model, not a curated record
AUGAUCUGGAAGGCUUCGCUGCUGCUAGCAUUGACGUGCGCAGUCACCACUUCGGCUCUGCCUUCUCCACCUUCGGAUAAUGAAAACCACAUCAGGUCACAUAAAUCGCUAGCAGAAUGGCGCAAGAGUCCCCUAGGACCAGCUCUUAAGUUGAUUGAAGAAUGUCCUGAGGGCCACUGGUUCUGUAAGGAACUCAUUGUCGAUAUCGAAGAGGUUGUUACCGACACCAAAACGGUGAUCCCUGUCCCUGCCACCGUUAAAGUCACCCAUACCAUCACCAAUCAUCCUUGGCAAAUAACAAAGACAAGCAUUAAGCACCUCACUUCUACAAUCGUGGAAGAACCGACCCGCACAACAACCCUGCAUGCUACUUCGACUCUAAGUCAUACGGUUCAUGUCACGGCCACAGAUCUUACCACCCUGACGAGCACCGACAUUUCCACUGUGUUUCUCACUGCUCCCGAAUAUGAAACUAUCACAAAGCCAGUGACAAGCUUCGUCACAGAUACUGUUACUGAAGUACUCACCGAUUAUGCUGCUGCCACAAUCACCGAGUCUGUUACCGACACUGCCACCGACAUAUACACCAAUACCAUCACCGAAUACGCAACAGACUUCACCACUGUCUAUAUCACUAACCUCGCCACUGACUACAUCACCAACGUCCAUACCAAUCUUGCGACUGCCACUGUCACCAACUAUCAUACCGAGACUUUGACUCUUUCCUUUACCGAUACCACUAUAGCGACAGCCACCGAGACUCUCUCGGCUACCACCACCCAGGAGGUAUAUGAUACUACGACCGACACGCAAUCUGUGACUAUUCCCCAAACCGACUUUGAAACGUCCACCAGCACGAUUCCCGCUACUGUGACCGACUAUACAACUGCCACUAUCACUACAAUCGAGACAGAUGGUGUUACAGUAACUACAACUGCCGUUGUUACUGUUGCAGCAGCCAAGCGAGACCUACAAGAUCGGCAUGUUGAGCUAUUAUACACUCCUCCCGCUCUAAGAGGACUUCACCAUACUCGUUUAUCAAGUGCUUGUUCUGUCCUAAUUGUGGAUGAGUGGAGGUCAACAGUAUACACCACAAAGACAAUUGCUCGGCCCACGGUCACUAAGACCAUUACUACCCACACUUUGGCACCGGCUCAGACUGUCUAUGUCACUAAGCUUACGACGGAUUAUGUUACCAAGAAAGGCCCAAGCGUGUUGACUACAGUAAAGACGGCCACGGUUACAGCUGAUAUCACGAAGACAACGACUAUUGAAGCAACAUCCACCACCACCUCACUGUCUACCACCACUAUCACUGACCUUAGUACUGUCACUGUGACAGAGGACAAUGUUAUCACCAACACCGAUAUUGCUACUAUCACCGUGACGAGCGACGUGACAACCUCGACUACAUUGGAUGUUACAGCCCACAACACCGCCUUUGUCACCGACAAUGUCUAUAUCUACGCAACCUCCACCGCUACAGUUGACAUCACAACGGGGCAAACGGAUACUGAGACUAUCGACAUCACCAUUAGCGACACGACCACUCAAACAACUGAUGUCACGUCCACUGAGACAGCGUCCGUGACAACCACCGAGUCCUCCACAACAACUAUCGACGUGACAGAAGUAGCAACAAUAACCUCAACGUCUUCAAUCACCGUGACCGCCACUGCGCCUGUCACUAUCCAAACUACCAUUGCAACUAUUGUCGACGUCACUAGCACCGCAUUCACCACAUCGACCGUCGAUGUGACCAUCACUCAAACGGUCUCAUCGACCACAACGACGACCAUUACUUCGACAGCCACCAACUCUCCUACCUGCGGAGUCCAGCUCGUUUCAAACUCUGAUUUUGAGACAGGAACCCUCUCUCCCUGGGUAUUCUCCUCCAGUGGUACUGGACUAUAUAGUCUCACUACCGGGGAUUCCUCCGAUUAUUCAGUUGUACUCUACACCACUUCCGUUGCAAGCACAGCGGUGAUUGCACAGUCAGUUGCCACCGUCACCGGAGACACCUACACCUUUUCAUUCAAUUAUAAGGUAUAUGGCGGAAAUACCGCAUCCUACCUCAAGUGUGGUUUUGAUAACAGCGCUUCAACGAGCUACAAUAUCAUUAUUGGAUCCAGUGUGAAAGGUGUUUGGCUUACCUACACGGGUAGUAUGGUAGCAUCUUCGUCGACUACCACGAUGACUUGUAAGCUAACCACCUCCCUCGUGGCAACUGUUUAUCUUGACAAUAUUUCGCUUGAAUUUCCGUGUUGA